AUGAGAAACCACACAGCGAUAACCACGUUCAUCCUCCUGGGAUUAACAGAUGACCCAUACCUGAAGAUUCUAGUUUUCAUAUUUCUAUUUACCUCCUAUAUGUUGAGCAUAGCAGGAAACUUGAUCAUCAUCCUCCUCACAUUAGUGGAUUCCCACCUUAAAACUGCCAUGUAUUAUUUUCUCCAAAACUUUUCCAUUUUAGAAAUUUCAUUCACUUCUGCCUGUGUUCCUAGGUACUUGUAUAGUCUAUCAACAGGCAACAGGACCAUUACCUACAGUGCUUGUCUAAGCCAACUAUUUUUAAUAGACUUGUUUGCAGUAACGGGAUUCUUUCUCCUGACCGUCAUGUCCUAUGACCGGUACGUGGCCAUCUGCAAACCCCUGCACUAUGUGACCAUCAUGAACCGCAGGUUCUGCAAAACGCUUGUCAUAGGCUGUUGGGUGACGACUUUUUUUUUGAUAUUCCCCCUAUUUAUUUUGUUUUUGUGCCUGGAAUUCUGUGACUCAAAUGCCAUUGACCACUUUCUCUGUGAUGCAAACCCUCUGAUGAAGAUUUCAUGCUCAGAUACAUGGUUCUUAGAGCAGCUGGUUGUUGUCUGCACCGUUUUGAUUUUCAUCGUGACUCUCGUGUGUGUGGUUUUGUCUUAUAUUUAUAUCAUCAGAACAAUCCUGAGAUUCCCAUCAGCCCAGCAAAGGCAGAAGGCGUUUUCCACCUGCUCUUCCCACAUGAUUGUGCUUUCUAUCUCCUACGGAAGCUGCAUCUUUAUCUACAUUAAACCUUCGGCAAAAGAUGACGUGACCAUGAAUAAGGGGAUCGCACUAUUACCUGUUUCCAUCUCCCCCAUGUUGAACCCAUUUAUUUACACGCUAAGGAACAAACAAGUGGUAAAAGCCUUUAAUGACUUGGUCACAAAACUGUACUUCUUCCAAGGAAUUAGGAGAAUGUUGAAGGGUCCAAAAUAA
Messenger RNA from Condylura cristata (star-nosed mole), 963 nucleotides. Its product is annotated as olfactory receptor 6C2-like. Gene Ontology annotation, molecular function: G protein-coupled receptor activity; olfactory receptor activity. The record is from RefSeq and is a predicted model, not a curated record. Gene Ontology annotation, cellular component: membrane. NCBI's taxonomy places the organism in Eukaryota, Metazoa, Chordata, Mammalia, Eulipotyphla, Talpidae. Gene Ontology annotation, biological process: G protein-coupled receptor signaling pathway. The transcript has a single exon. The coding region runs from base 1 to 963 and encodes 320 amino acids.